CAGAAGUGGCUAGUUCCCAGAUUUUAUAGGCCCCCAAUGGAUACCAUGUUGGAAGCCAGACUCCAGACCAAGCAGAGGAACACCCAGAACAGCCGGGAGACCAGCUUGUGGUCCUCAGGCUUUGGGAUGAAACUGGAGGCUGUUACCCCAUUCCUGGGGAAAUAUCGCCCCUUUGUGGGUCGCUGCUGCCAGACCUGCACUCCUAAGAGCUGGGAGUCCCUCUUUCACAGAAGCAUAAUGGAUCUAGGCUUCUGCAACGUGAUUCUGGUGAAGGAGGAGAACACCAGGUUUCGGGGCUGGCUGGUUCGGAGGCUCUGCUGUUUUCUGUGGUCACUGGAGCAACACAUACCACCUUGUCGGGACGCCCCAGAGAAGAUCAUGGAAAGAACUGGGGUGCAGAAUGUCAUCUCAGGGAGGGACCCAGGAGGGGCUGGAGAAGGCCAGGUGUCAGGCCUUGUGAAGAAAGAGGUACAGCGCAUCCUGGGCCAUAUCCAGGCUCCACCCUGCCCCUUCCUACUCAGGCUAUUCAGCUGGGCGCUGCUGCGGUUCCUGAAAUGUGUCUUCCUGAACGUGCAGCUCCACAAGGGCCAGAUGAAGAUGGUCCACCAGGCCGCCCAGGCGGGCUUGCCGCUUGUCCUCCUCUCUACCCACAAGUCCCUCCUGGAUGGGAUCCUGCUGCCCUUUGUGCUGCUUUCCCAAGGCCUGGGUGUGCUCCGUGUGGCUUGGGACCCCCGCACCUGCUCUCCCACCCUCAGAGCUCUGCUAAAGAAGCUUGGGGGCCUUUUCCUGCCCCCAGAGGCCAACCUCACCUUGGACAGCUCUGAGGGAGUCCUUGCAAGGGCCGUGGUCCAUGCCGCUAUAGAGCAGCUGUUGGUCAGCAAGCAGCCCUUGCUUAUAUUCCUGGAAGAGCCUCCUGGGGUCCUGGGGCCUCGGCUGUCAGCCCUGGGCCAAACCUGGCUGGGACUGGUGGUGGAGGCUGUCCAGGUGGGCGUUGUCCCAGAUGCUAUGCUGGUGCCAGUGGCCAUCACCUAUGAUCUGGUUCCAGAUGCACCCUGUGAUGCAUACCACGCCUCGGCCCCACUGGGGUUGUGGACAGGCGCUCUGGCUGUCCUGCGGAUCCUGCGAGGCUGGGGCCGCAGCCGCCCAGUCUGUGUCCGUGUUCACCUGGCCCAGCCCUUCUCCCUACAGGAAUACACCAUCAACGCUAGAAGCUGCUGGGGCAGCAGGCAGACCCUGGAGCAGCUGCUGCAGCCCAUCGUGCUGGGCCAAUGCACUACUGUCCCAGACACGGAGAAGGAGCAGGAGUGGACUCCAGCAACUGGGCCCCUUCUGGCGCUCAAGGAAGAGGACCAGCUCCUGGUCAGGAGGCUGAGCCGUCAUGUCCUGAAUGCCAGCGUGAUGAGCUCGGCAGUGAUGAGCACAGCCAUCAUGGCGACACUGCUGCUCUUCAAGCACCAGAAGGGUGUGUUCCUGUCACAGCUCCUGGGGGAGUUCUCCUGGCUGACCGAGGAGACGCUACUGCGUGGCUUUGACGUGGGCUUCUCAGGGCAGUUGCGGUGCCUUGUGCAGCACACGCUGAGCCUGCUACAGGCACAUGUGACCCUCCUCCGCGUCCAUCAGGGGGACUUGCUCGUAGUUCCUCGGCUGGGUCGCGGCCUCACACACCUGGCACAUCUGAGUGCUGAGCUGCUGCCUGCCUUCCUGAGUGAGGCUGUGGGUGCCUGUGCUGUCCGGGGGCUGUUGGCAGGCAGGGUGCCGCCUGAGGGACCCUGGGAGCUACAGGGCAUCGAGCUGCUGAGCCAGAACGAGCUGUACCGCCAGAUCCUGCUGCUGCUGCACUUGCUACCACAGGACCUGCUGCUGUUACAGCCCUGUCAGUCUUCCUACUGCUACUGUCAGGAAGUGCUGGACCGUCUCAUCCAGUGUGGGCUCCUGGUUGCCGAGGAGACCCCAGGCUCCAGGCCAGCCUGUGACACAGGGCGGCAGCGUUUAAGCGCAAAGCUGCUGUGGAAGCCAAGUGGAGACUUUACUGAUAGUGACAGUGAUGACUUCGAGGAGGCUGAGGGCCGGUUCUUCAGGGUAAGUUGGGAGAAGCCACAGUGGAAGGAGGGGGCAGGCAGGCAGUGGGAACUGCCCUCAUUCUGGUCUGUCCCCUCCAGCUCAGUCAGCAGUCACGCUGCCCUGACUUCUUCCUCUUCCUCUGCCGCCUGCUCAGCCCGCUGCUCCAGGCCUUUGCGCAGGCUGCCACCUUCCUCCACCAGGGACAGCUGCCUGAUACAGAGUCGGGCUACGCUGAGCAGCUGUUCCAGUUCUUGCAGGCCACUGCCCAGGAGGAAGGGUUCUUUGAGUGCGCAGACCCAAAGCUUGCCAUCAGUGCUAUUUGGACCUUCAGAGACCUGGGGGUGCUGCAACAGACGCCCAGCCCUGCAGGCCCCAUGCUCUACCUGUCCCCUGCGUUCACCAGCUGGGAAAAUCAGGAGAAGCUGGAACAGUUCAUCCGGCAGUUCAUUUGUAGCUAGAACUGUGGGAUGGAGUGCCUGCUGAGAUUCUCAGCCCCAGAUCAUAGCCAUGCGCUGGAGCCAGAAGACUGGAAGGGAGGCUGUACACCCUUACCCGAACUGUAUAUAAAACCUUUUCUUGUUUCA
This is a messenger RNA of Lynx canadensis (Canada lynx), 2645 nucleotides long. RefSeq names its product glycerol-3-phosphate acyltransferase 2, mitochondrial (gene GPAT2). Bases 37 to 2544 code for a protein of 835 amino acids. Gene Ontology annotation, cellular component: mitochondrial membrane. The transcript is spliced from 20 exons. The record is from RefSeq and is a predicted model, not a curated record. Lineage: Eukaryota; Metazoa; Chordata; Mammalia; Carnivora; Felidae.